This is a messenger RNA of Acipenser ruthenus (sterlet), 2093 nucleotides long. It is a transcript of the gene atl2, whose product is annotated as atlastin GTPase 2. The record is from RefSeq and is a predicted model, not a curated record. Gene Ontology annotation, molecular function: GTPase activity; GTP binding. The transcript is spliced from 13 exons. Gene Ontology annotation, biological process: protein homooligomerization; endoplasmic reticulum organization. NCBI's taxonomy places the organism in Eukaryota, Metazoa, Chordata, Actinopteri, Acipenseriformes, Acipenseridae. The coding region runs from base 37 to 1767 and encodes 576 amino acids.
UUACGUCAGCGGGUUUCAUAUUUUAAACAGAACAAGAUGGCGGAGGAGAGCGGGCUGAGGUUUCGGAAUCAUUCUGAACAGAAUUGCAAAAACAAAGCUUUUGUUGAAGGUGUCAGUGGAGUGGAGGAUGUCGCCUUGAAUUCAGAGGAUGUCUUCUUGAAUUCAGAGGACGUCCCCAUGAAGGAGGCCCGGCCCAUACAGAUUGUCCUGGCACACGAAGAUGAUCACAACUUUGAGUUGGACGAGGAGGCCUUGGAGCGCAUCCUCAUGCAGGCGCACAUCCGGGAUCUCAACGUGGUGGUUGUUUCUGUGGCAGGAGCUUUCCGAAAGGGCAAAUCUUUCCUGCUUGAUUUCAUGCUGAGAUACAUGUACAAUAAUAAGAAUUCAGUGUGGUUGGGUGGAAAUGAUGACCCUUUGACUGGGUUUACAUGGCGAGGUGGAUGUGAACGAGAAACGACUGGCAUUCAGGUCUGGAGUGAAGUAUUUGUGAUUGAAAAGCCUGAUGGAAGCAAGGUGGCUGUGCUCUUAAUUGACACUCAGGGGGCCUUUGACAGCCAGUCGACUAUCAAAGACUGUGCCACAGUGUUUGCUUUGAGCACUAUGACCAGUUCAGUUCAGGUUUAUAAUUUAUCCCAGAACAUCCAGGAAGAUGACCUUCAACAUCUGCAGCUGUUCACAGAAUAUGGACGGCUUGCAAUGGAGGAAAUAUACAAGAAACCAUUUCAGACACUUAUGUUUCUAAUUCGAGACUGGAGCUAUCCUUAUGAGCAUCCCUAUGGUCUUGACGGAGGAAAUAGUUUUUUAGAAAAGAGGUUGCAGGUGAAACAGAACCAACAUGAAGAGCUGCAGAAUGUUAGGAAGCAUGUCCAUUCUUGUUUCUCAAAGAUCGCUUGUUUCUUGCUGCCACAUCCAGGACUCAAGGUUGCCACAAAUCCUAACUUUGAUGGAAGAUUAAAUGACAUAGAUGAUGAUUUUAAGAAGGAGUUGGAGAAUUUGGUGCCAUUAUUACUGGCUCCUGAGAACUUGGUAGAAAAAGAAAUCGGUGGCUCCAAAGUGACUUGCAGAGAUCUUGUAGAGUACUUUAAAGCUUACAUCAAAAUAUACCAAGGAGAGGAGCUGCCUCAUCCCAAGUCAAUGCUACAGGCAACUGCUGAAGCCAACAAUCUUGCAGCUAUUGCGGGAGCAAAAGACUGUUACAACAAAAGUAUGGAGCAGAUAUGCGGAGGAGACAAGCCUUAUAUUGCACCUUCAGACUUGGAGCGCAAGCACUUGGAUCUGAAAGAGUCAUCCAUACGACAAUUUCGCUCUGUGAAGAAAAUGGGAGGAGAGGAGUUCUGCCGCCGUUACCAGGAGCAGCUUGAGGCUGAAAUCGAAGAGGGCUAUGCAAACUUUAUCAAGCACAAUGACGGCAAAAAUAUUUUCUACGCUGCUCGCACACCAGCUACACUUUUUGCUGUUAUGUUCGUCAUGUACAUUGUCUCAGGAGUGACUGGUUUCAUUGGUUUGAACACAAUAGCUACCCUCUUUAACCUUGUUAUGGGAGUAGCAUUAUUAUCGCUCUGUACAUGGGCGUAUGUUAAAUACUCUGGGGAGUUUAGAGAAGUUGGAACAGUCAUCGAUCAAGUAGCAGAAACCUUAUGGGAACAGAUAUUGAAGCCUCUGAGUGAUCAUUUCAUGGAGGACAACAUUAGACAGACUGUGGCAAACUCCAUCAAAGCCGGUCUGACUGAACAGGUUACUCAGCAUGCCAAAUUAAAGACAAACUGACAAUCCCUGAUAUGGUCACCUUUUUAACAUGGCCCUCCUGACCUAGAGUGCUUUUGUAGACUGAGGACUCAAUGAACCAAAGUUUGCAAUCUUUGCUGUAUAAUUUUAUUUGACUGAACUGGCUUCACAGGAUACUGCUGCCAAGAUGGAACCAUGGUGAUUUCAUCAGUUUUUUUUCUUUUUUUAAAUGUGUGUGUGCCUUGUGUUUUUCCUACUACAUGACCAGUGUGUAGUAGAAACCAUUUACCCAUCUUUUAUUUCUUUCAACAUUUUGUUCCAUAAAAACUGGAAUCAAUGACUGGUUCAUUUUCAAUUAUUUUUUUUUU